Messenger RNA from Chara braunii, 1415 nucleotides. NCBI's taxonomy places the organism in Eukaryota, Viridiplantae, Streptophyta, Charophyceae, Charales, Characeae. The record is from the annotation of a GenBank genome assembly.
UUGUGAAAGGAGGUAUCAAGAUGCGCUGGGAGGUGAACCAGCAUCAUGUCAGGAAGUUAUCGAGAAUAUGGACGGGAUGGAGAUCGAGACCGACGCGGAGAAGCUAUCCGCAAUGAAGAUCAAGACAGAGGACGUGAUGAUAGAUUGGACCAAAGACCGGAGUACGGUAGGGAGCACCGAGCAUCCUCAAGAGAGGCACCAAGACGUUUUGUUCCCGUUUGCUACGAGUGCGGAGAGCCCGGGCACUAUCGCAAUCAAUGUCCGCGACUUAGUGGUGAGGGCAGUUCCCGAUUUCCAUCACGGAAUCGAUCGACAUCACCAAGGAACUAUCCAAGACAUCCAGAUAGGAGACCGACUUGUGAUGAACCUGUACUAAAGAAGCAAUUUGAGGAUCUAUCAAGUACCGUCGCUAUGUUGAAAGAAUUCGUCGAAAGGGAGAACGCAAGAAGGGAGGAGAAGGAGAGGCGAAAACAGGAAAAGGCGGAGCGUAGGAAGCAUGAGGAGGAAGCAAAAGCGGAGGCGGAACGUUUGGAAAUGAUGAAAAAGCUUGAGGCUGAACGUCGUGAAAACGAGAAGAAGACGAAAACGAUGAGGUUGGCGGAACAAAAGGAACAGAUGAAAAAAGAGGUGAUCUCGACAGUAUCGGUGCACAUGGGUGGUUUGCGAGAAGAGCUCAAGUACCAUAUGGACAGACGCCUGGAGGAGCUAGUCAAGCUUAAGGGAAAGGCUAAAAAGCAAUCGCCCAACACUGGACAAUCAUCCGAUGAUGAGUACGAGUCAUCCGAGAGUGAAGUUGAAGCUCUUAGUGAGAAGACCGGACACCUAACUAUUGGAGGGAAGAGACGACGUGGACCUGAGAAAGCGAUUGGCGACAGCCCGCCAAUGGAAUCGCCUGCCAAACGCACCUUGAAGAAGCCAGGAGGGAGUUAUGCAAGAACCACGGGACGGCUGCUGGGCUGUAAACCGAUCCCUAUGAAGAACUCGCCAACGAGGAAAACUCUGAGAAAGACCUCGACGAAGAAGGUGAGGAAGAUACCGGCUACUAUCGGCCCCAUGGGCCGAGUUCGGUAUAUGAAAGAUAACCUCUGAGAGUUGGGAGAACUGACCGUGGAGGAUCUGAAGAAGAUCUGCCGAGAUGAAAACGUGGCGUAUGAAGGAUUGAAGAAAAUAAACACCAUCCUGGCUAUCACUGAAAAGAGAACGCAUGAGGCUUACGGAUCAGCGGACGACGAAGCUCCCGAGGAGGUGAAUACAAAAACUACGUAUGAAGAAGACCAAACGGCGACCACUGAUGACGACGCUGCUACAGGUGAGAAAUGACGAGGAUGGACAAAUAAGGAAUUAUGAGCGAUCUGUCACUGCAUAAUUGAUCUCGGGGUUAAGGGAUUGAACGACAAUGAACUUGAUAUUUUGUA